AUGGUCGCCGUCACCGAUUACGCGGCGAGAUACGCCGGUGGGGAGGCCGCAGUGGUGGCUAAAUUCGAUGAGAUCGCGGGGCCCAUGGGGUUCACCACCUUCCGCGACGGGCUGACUGUACGCGGCACCAAACCCAUCAACGACUCCUACGACAAACUGAAGGCGCUGAAAGGAGCCGUGGGCGAGAAAGUAAAGGUGGCGCUGGCGCUCGUGGCUGAAGGCUUUGAGAACGUGGAUUGGGGGCGAAAGCCGUUCCCAAAGAGCUGGGAUGCCUUGUUCGGCUCCAGGAAACGACCGCGUGUUGAAUAG
Closterium sp. Yama58-4 is the source of this 309-nucleotide messenger RNA. Lineage: Eukaryota; Viridiplantae; Streptophyta; Zygnematophyceae; Desmidiales; Closteriaceae. The record is from the annotation of a GenBank genome assembly.